CUCAUCUAGAAGCUGACAAAUGAGAGCGGGAGAGUGAGCCUCAGCCGGCUGGCCAAAGAGGGCAAAUCAAGCUUUGCUCAAUGCGCAACCAUGCUCAUCAUCUCAUCCCGCAGCGCGCUGCUGUCCGUCUACUACCCGCAGAUCUUCCUCAUCCUCACCAGCGGUAGCUACCUGGCGUUGUCCUCCGUGGUGGCUCUGGGCGCCAAUAUCAUCUGCAACAAGAUCCCAGGGCUGGCCCCCCGGCAGAGAGCCCUCUGUCAGAGUCGCCCCGAUGCCAUCAUCGUCAUCGGCGAAGGCGCCCAACUGGGCAUCAACGAGUGCCAGUACCAGUUCCGCUACGGCCGGUGGAACUGCUCGGCCCUGGGCGAGAGGACGGUCUUCGGACAAGAGCUGAGAGUAGGCAGCAGGGAGGCGGCCUUCACCUACGCCAUCACUGCAGCUGGGGUUGCCCACGCCGUGACCACGGCGUGUAGCCAAGGCAACCUGAGCCAGUGCGGCUGCGACCGCGAGAAGCAGGGCUACCACGACCAGGAGGAAAGCUGGAAAUGGGGGGGCUGCUCGGCCGACGUCAAGUACGGGGUGGAGUUCUCGCGGCGCUUCGUGGACGCCCGCGAGAUCAAGAAAAACGCCCGCAGGUUGAUGAACCUGCACAACAACGAGGCGGGCCGAAAGAUCCUGGAGGAGAGGAUGAAGCUGGAGUGCAAGUGCCACGGCGUGUCGGGCUCCUGCACCACCAAGACCUGCUGGAUCACGCUGCCCAAGUUCAGAGAGAUCGGCUACCUGCUGAAGGAGCGCUACGGCGAGGCGGUGCAGGUGGAGCCGGUCCGGGCCUCGCGGCUCCGCCAGCCCUCCUUCCUGCGCCUCAAGGAGGCCCGGGGCUACCAGAAGCCCACGGACACGGACCUGGUGUACCUGGAGCGCUCGCCCAACUACUGCGAGGAGGACACGGCCACGGGGAGCACGGGCACCAGGGGCCGGCUCUGCAACGGCACCUCCACCCACACGGACGGCUGCAACGUGAUGUGCUGCGGCCGGGGCUACAACACCCACCACUACACGCGGGUCUGGCAGUGCAACUGCAAGUUCCACUGGUGCUGUUUCGUCAAGUGCAACACCUGCAGUGAGAAAUCAGAAGUCUUCACGUGCAAGUAGGAAUAAGGAAAUUGGGACAUGGGAAAAAUCAAAAGGACCUGGAAGUAUUUAUCAGAUUUUUGCACAUGUUGACAUCCUGUUUGGACCUCUUGAGAGAAAAGGAUGAUGACACUGAAGCCGCGGUUCGGAAAUCACUGGGAGCAGCGAACAUUUAUGACACGUUUAAGCUUCCAAACUGAUGCAAAGAUGACAAGAUACCGAGAAGGUGACGCUGAAAGGAUUCGAUGCUCUCCUUCUGCCUCCAGCCGAGUCCGAUUAUGGAGACGGCAGCGUGCAAAGAUGUAUAUUACAGAUGCUCAGCGGGAUAAAAGAGAUAAAUGUACUCUGGACUGCCCUGAGGCCUGGAGGUCGGCAGCCAAACACGUUCAACUGUCCUCUCACACUGUAGUCUGUUUAAACACUGAAAAUUAAACAUAAUUAUUUAUGUAAAAUGCCUUCAAUAACAAAUUCAAUAGCAUUCCCCCCUCUUUGUAAUAGUCAUUCAUUUAAAUUAAUUUCAUUUGGUUGUAUGGGGUCACAUUUACAAUCACUAAACAUUCAAAUAUUCAACCUUUUUAACUCUCAUUAGUGCCAUAUCUUGUUUUAGAUUCUUUUGCACUUACAUGUUAAUGUUUCAUUAACUCAACACGAGUUAUUUAAAGGGGUCUUGGUGCUGUCAGGUGUUGAACUUUCUCAUACCUCUACCUGAAGCCCAGAUAGUCUCUCCCACCAACAACCAGCGGUGGCAAACACACACACACAUCUAGUGCUUUUAAUGCAAAUCCAAGCAGCACUUCAUCCUGACUGCUUAGUUUUAGGAGGGCUCCGGACUUGUGAGAAAACCAAGUCCUCCUCGCUGGAACCCGACGGAGGUGCAAUCAGGUUCAGAUACCUCCAACCAACCCGUGAGCUUGCAGAGACGUGGAAUUCCACAUGGCGGCCUCUGCUUACACAAGGCCUUCCAGCGCGGUUUCGGCCUGCCUGGAUGGAUGGCAUGUGUCCUAACCACACAGAAGGGGGUACGAGAGGAUCAAAGGCCUCCAAGCUAUUUUUGGAAAGCACCCUUAAUGCAUUCAGAAGUGUUUAUUUAGGCUUUAUAUAACUUUCGAAACAAUUUGAAGAGUAUAUUUUUGUAUGAGAACCGUGGCACUUUAUGUCAUUUAGAGAUGGGGGAGAGUCACUAUUUACAAGUGUUUUCUAAUGUCGUAUUCAGAGUUGAAAGCUAUAAAUUAUUUGGAGUUUGUGUUGUUGAUUCAUGUUCCUGAACUGUAAAUACUCCGUGAUUGUUCAGCUCGGUACGAUGGCUCGCCUCAUCAACGUUGAGCUGCUUCAGAGGAUGGUGAGUGACGCUCGUGAAAACCACUAUUAAGCAUCAAGUCAUGGAAGAAGCUAGUGGAUAAUGCACUGAAAGCUCCCACGAACAAUUAAGUCGAGCAGAUUUCCUGCUUUCGGUCGUCUCACGAAGCCUCUAGUGAAUUAGGGACAACAGUGUUUCGUCAAGGCAUUACUAUAACUUCAAAUACAGCUUAAGUUUAUUUGUUUUAAUCGCAAAAAAACAGUCUGCUUCAUUAUAAUCCUGGAGAUUUGUGUUCUUUGUUUUUUUUCCUAUAAAUAAAACUAUCU
Molecule: messenger RNA, 2754 nt
Organism: Cololabis saira (Pacific saury)
Lineage: Eukaryota; Metazoa; Chordata; Actinopteri; Beloniformes; Belonidae
Gene: wnt7ba
Product: wingless-type MMTV integration site family, member 7Ba
Exons: 5
Coding region: 91-1152 (353 amino acids)
Biological process (GO): positive regulation of JNK cascade; multicellular organism development; neuron differentiation
Cellular component (GO): extracellular region
Molecular function (GO): cytokine activity; frizzled binding
Source: RefSeq, a predicted model, not a curated record